Messenger RNA from Lymnaea stagnalis (great pond snail), 1004 nucleotides. NCBI's taxonomy places the organism in Eukaryota, Metazoa, Mollusca, Gastropoda, Lymnaeidae. The record is from the annotation of a GenBank genome assembly.
AUCUAUUUCAAUAGCAAGAUGUUCGUCUGCACACUUAUGUACAGACUAUCUUAGAAACGAAUAUGAAACGAUAUCUAUACAAGAUAAGAAAAGUUUUAAAAUUACUCUUAAAGUUAAAAUUUUUAGCACGAGCCGAGGAAGUCGAACAAAAAUUAACAAAGAUUGGGUAAUAAAAGAAAACGGCAACGAAAUUAUUAGAUGCACAGUGCUUGUCUAUUGUAAGUAAUUGAAUAUUCCAUAUUAACAAAGUAUAAUAAUUCUAUAUAAAGAUAUAUAUUUUUGGGUUAACAUAGAUUAAUGUUUUACUAAAUCGUAUCAAUUGCCUGAAGCACUCUGAUUUACUGCAUUUUACAUAGUGCAGAAGAAAUUGAAAGAGUUUUACUCUAAAAAAUAGCUAUGCAUAAUAAUAAAUUAAUUUAUUAACAGAGAUGAAAAGAUUUGUCUUUUAUAAUAUUAAAUUAUGGAUUUUUUAUUCAAAGAAUUUAAUCUUGAUUGAUUAGCUUGUAUAUUCGUUAUUUGUACACAAAGAGAAUCAAGAAUGUAUAUCAGUUAUUGUGGGAAAAAUAAUUUUAAAAAAAUAUUAAAAAAUAGGGGUAUCAUGUCAAUACGGUAUGGAGAAUUCCAUCUUCUGUCAACGUGGAAUUAAUUCUUUGGCUUUCGUUUCUCUUGUUAAGGUCAUACCAAUUACGAUAAACUGUUCUAAAUAUUGUUAAAACUUCCGUUCAACGGAACGAAUGCCGAGAUAUACUAUUAAAUCUUAAUCUCAUCAACAGCUAUAGUGAGACUAUUUUAAAAUUAUAUUUCCAAUAACUUAUUGUAUUGGAAUGUAUUGUUUUUUUACAAAUAUUUUUGUUGCUAAUUAAUAUAUAUUACCGUUUAUAUACAUUUAGUAUUUUUUCUCUUGGUUAUUUUUCAGCUAAGUUAAAAAAAGUAAUUUGCAAAGAAGAAUUGCUUGAUGACACAUUAAAUUUAGCGUGCUCCAAUUCACCAAACUAUCAUCCUGC